AUGGCUGAAUUGCAGCUCAUCACACCUCAUAGGCAGUUGAGUUUUAGUGGAGCCAUAGAUAUCUUACCAAUCUGUAUAUAUAAGAUUCACCGCGAAGAUCCUCGUUUCCCUAGUCUAGCGGGUCUGGAUGAAUUCGGCUCUCCAACUAGCGGCGGGCUGCAAGCUUCUCCGCCAUCACCAUGCGUCGAUGAUCUUCAUCGACCACACACUUCAAAAUCCUCAGACGUUGAUGUGGUCACCGACGAUGAUGAGAACGAAGAUGAAGAGGAUGAUGAUGGAACGGAGAGCAGCUCCCACGGUUCGUGCACGCCACCAGGUGGUGUUUCCUCAAUAAGCCAAACAUCAGUUCUCACAGCUGCCUGUGAAUCUGGAUCAUGGCCUUUUGUUGCUAACCGUUUAACUCUCUCCCCUGUUCUCAAGCCUCCAUUACGUGAUCUGGCUCCUGAUAAAUUAAGCUCAAUCGAAAACGCACCGUCCAGCUUCUCUCAUCAGCGGAUGGAUAGUAUUGCAUCCCUGGAGGAUGAACCCGUAACCGAGUCCCCAAGCAAGGAAAAUGUGGAUGGAGAGCACUCAACAACUGAUUUGGCAUCAUCUCCGGUUACGUCUACAGACGAUCGUUCACAUACACACGGAUCCCCAACUAAUGGUUUUAGCCCCGUUGCGACGACGCCUCCGUCGUUUACGGAGUCGGAACUAAACGUGCUGCAAGUAAGUCGGGGAUAG
Molecule: messenger RNA, 723 nt
Organism: Dicrocoelium dendriticum
Lineage: Eukaryota; Metazoa; Platyhelminthes; Trematoda; Plagiorchiida; Dicrocoeliidae
Source: the annotation of a GenBank genome assembly